AUGGCGAUCAACUUCUCCGCGUCGUUCGCUGCGUGUUUGGCUGCCGGGUUGAAGGUGCCGCGCCAGAUCAUGUACUGCAUAUCCCAGGACACUGGCGCGCCGUACGUGCUCUACAAGGACGACAUGGAACGCGCGCAGCAGCAGUGGGGUCCUCUGGAUGGUUAUCAGGCGCAUCAUCACCAGCAGCAGCAGCAGCACCAGCAGCAGCAGAACCAACAACAGCAGCCUCCAGACAGCCCUGCCCACCAGCAAGACAACCUACCAGCAACGCGCUCCGAGCCGAUGACCAGCCCCGCGCCUAGCCCGUACCCGUCCACUGCGCAGCCGCCUACGCAGACAACGCAGAGCCAGCAAGAUAGCACUACACAGCAACAGCUCGAUGAUGAUCAUCCUGCUUUACAGCAACCCUCUCCUGAAAUGGAUCCCACGAGAACAGUUGUGAAUGGCACUCAACAGCAAUGUUUUGCUCCUGUUCAAGAUCAGCAACAUCAACCAGACAUGUCAGCAUAUGCUCCGCAAUAUUUCAAAGAAAACCGUCCUCUGCAACACAACAGUACACCUGGGCCACCUUCCAUGUUGCCUCCUGCAUCCGCUGCGGGUUUUGGAGCAUUACACUAUUUAAAGCAACCGCCUCCUGGAGGAGGAAUGCUGCCAGGAUUAACUAUGGAUCAGCAACAGUCCGGAACGACAGAUCAAUACAACUCGAUGCCAGACAUACUUCAGCAAGGUCUGGUGCCCGUAAAGAGCGGAAAAGGCGGUCCUAACGGUGAUCUUCGACUAUUCAAAUGUUUAACCUGUGGCAAGGACUUCAAACAGAAGUCAACGCUGCUGCAGCACGAGCGCAUUCAUACCGAUUCACGUCCGUAUGGUUGUCCGGAAUGCGGCAAACGCUUUCGCCAGCAGAGCCAUCUAACGCAGCAUCUACGGAUACACGCCAACGAGAAGCCAUACGCCUGCGUAUACUGUCCAAGAACGUUUCGCCAACGAGCCAUCCUCAACCAGCAUCUGCGCAUUCAUUCGGGUGAGAAGCCCUAUUCUUGCGGCGAAUGCGGGAAACACUUCCGGCAGAAGGCCAUUCUCAACCAACACGUGCGCACCCACCAAGAUGUUUCACCUCACCUGAUAUUCAAGAAUGGUAUGACACCGACGCUUUGGCCUCAAGACGUACCUUUUCCAGAAGAUGGUGGCAAGGAAGAAGUUGCUAGUACAUUUGGCGAUGCCGGGGACAGCGCUCAAGGGCCACCAGAUGCGAGAAUGGGCUACAGUCCGGAUCCGAAUGGUGUCGCAGCACAAUACCCUGCGUACUUCAAAGAUUCUAAGGGCAUGAAUCACUCGGUCUUCGGCGCGGCGGCAAAUUUCGGCGCUCUGCAUUAUUUGAAACAACAGGGCCAGAAGCCAAACAAUUGUCUGCCUGAUGUCAUCCAACAUGGUCGGUCAGCUGGCAUGCCGUUAUACGUGCGUUGUCCAAUUUGCCAGAAGGAAUUCAAACAAAAAUCAACACUCCUACAACACGGAUGCAUACAUAUCGAGUCUCGUCCUUACCCGUGUCCUGAAUGCGGAAAACGCUUUCGCCAGCAGAGUCAUCUCACGCAGCAUUUACGUAUUCACACGAAUGAAAAACCGUACGGCUGCGUCUAUUGUCCGCGGUUUUUCAGACAGCGAACGAUAUUAAAUCAGCAUAUACGGAUACAUACGGGCGAAAAGCCGUACAAAUGCGCGCAGUGCGGUAAGGACUUCAGGCAAAAGGCUAUUUUGGAUCAACAUACUAGGACGCACCAGGGCGACAGGCCAUUCUGUUGUCCGAUGCCGAACUGCCGACGGCGGUUUGCGACGGAACCAGAAGUCAAAAAGCAUAUAGACAACCACAUGAACCCGCAUGCUGCCAAGAGCAGGCGUAACAAUUCCAUCGCCGGCGUCAUGGGCCAGGAUCAUCAAGUGUUGGGGAAACAAAAUUCUUUACUGGGGCCUGUGAAACACGAGCUUUACUUCCCGCAGUGCUACGCUCCGCCAUUCAAUCAGCAGUUUGCGCCGCCUCCACCAAGUGUUGCAUCGGUCGAAGGUACCGGGUCGGGCGCGGAAUUCAAGACGCCUGCGAGUGGCAUCUUUAAACCGCCGCCCGGCACGGGACAACCGGCGCAGUGA
Molecule: messenger RNA, 2142 nt
Organism: Ctenocephalides felis (cat flea)
Lineage: Eukaryota; Metazoa; Arthropoda; Insecta; Siphonaptera; Pulicidae
Gene: jim
Product: zinc finger protein 502
Exons: 4
Coding region: 1-2142 (713 amino acids)
Source: RefSeq, a predicted model, not a curated record